UCUUUCUCUCUCUCUCUCUCCCUGUCUUUCUCUUUUUCUCUUCUCUCCGCUGCGUGCAAGUGCACACAGCUGUUUUCCAUCCAAAGUAAUUGAGACAUCUCUGUUUUUGUCGAAAUCAUGGAUCCUCUUUAUAAGAAUUCUGAAUAAAUGUGUUUACUCAGUUAAAACUACUUUGAAAUGAUCAAAAUUUUGAUCUUCAUUGAAAAAUAUAUUUUAAAUAUAUACAGUAUAAUUGAAUAUAUUUCUGAAUGAUAACUAUCAAUGAAGUAAAUACUAUUCUAUAAUGAAUUUGUUUGCAAUGGAUCCCUUCAAUUCACAAUUUAUUUCAUGCAAUUAUACGUCAGAGUAUUGUCUCGUGUUCAAUAACGUUAUUAUGUUACAAUUACUAUAACAAAGUUAUAAUAGUUUCAUAGUUUGCGUAAAAUUAGAUUUUCAAAUUUUCAAAAUUCGCGGUAACUAUUUUCGCAUUCAUAAUACGUAAUUGAUAUUGUUUAAAGUUCGACGUGUUGAUGCGUCAUCACUGAAAUAUGUAUUUUGGAUAUUGUUAGCAGGUAAGUGAUUCAUAGAGAAAGGAAAGGUCAAUCAGAGAAGGCCGUUUUGGUUGGUGUUCCUUCUCGAAAGAGUGGCAUAAGCUAAGGAGAAAGGGAAUUAGAGUUCUGUGCUAGUAGAUAGAGGAAUUAAUACAGUGUAUUGUAUAUUGUUUAGUAGUAUUAUGCAGAAAGUCGAUUAGACAGAUUUUAGAAGCAUUUCAAACAUAAUUCUCAAUAUCAAGAAAAAUAAGUAACAGUUGGACAGUAGAUACUAUUGUAUCUUGGAAUUCCAUUGCGUUUGAUUUAACAUUGAUGUAGAGAGGGAGAAAGAAAGAGAAAUAGGGACAAAGAGAGAGAGAGAGAGAGAGAGAGAGAGAGAGAGAGAGAGAGAAAAGAAAUGAGAAAAAGAAAAGUAAAUAAAACUUAAUAGUUAAGAAAAAGUAAAUACAAAUAUCAAUCUACAAGAGCAAAGUGCUUUCGAAUGUAGGUACGUAUGGACGAGGUUAACACGAUGACCAUUCUACCACCACUACCGGCAAAGACUCAGAGUCGGGAUGGCAACCAAGUCGCUCGGCAGACUGUGUCAAUCCGGGCAGCUUCCCCUCCAUCCUCUCCGGCUCUGAGCACAGGUGCCGGAGCAACGGUAUUCGUCGGUUCUCGUACCGUGGAUUCUACGGCAAGUACCAAGAGACGAGUCCCGGAAAUACAAACCUCCAACGGCUACGAUAGGCAGAGCAGCGUCCAGCAUCAGGAGCAACAGCAUCAAUAUCAACAUCAAAAUCAGUAUCAGCAACAACAACAAGCGUCACACGUAGUUAAAAUAAAGAUCAAUACGAAUGGGGAUAAAAACGGAAAGGUGAUAUCAGCGGUAAGAUUGACCUUGGACGGAAACGAGAAGAAUAACGGAGUAACGUGCGAACGUUCGUCCGUAGCGGAGCGCGACGGUGCUGUGUUGGUGAGUGCGACGAAUCUUGUGAACGAGAAUCUUCGCGAGAGUGGUGUUGUUGGUGAGGGUUGUGUGAGAAUCAGUGUAGGGGGUGACGCCUCGAAAGAUAAGAAAACUUGCGCGUACGAGCAAGACACCGCGAACAAUAACGACCAAAUCAAUAAGAAUAAAAAUAGCAACUACAGCAGCAGCAACAACAAUAAUAAUAAUAACAACAACAACCAUAACAGUCGUAAGAAAAACGACAAAGUUAUGGUACAACGGGCGACGUCGGAGACACCAAAUUCUUCUCCCUUAACUAAUCGAUCUAGCGGCUGCAUUUAUUACAAUUCUUUUCAAAAUCCGCUGAACACCAUGGUGAUGUCCAGUGGACAGUGUUCACCGAGCGACACCUUGGAUAGCGGAACUUGCAGCGACUUGGAUGGUACACCUCCUCCUUUACCCAAGAAGAAAAAUAUCAACAAGGGUAUCGGAGGUGGUACUAGAGUCAUACUAUCUGUAGGAAAGCAUGAUCAUACUGGUAGUUUGACCAGUAGCGGUGCGGAGCUCGAUAGCGACGAUAACGAGAGUAAUAUCAGUUGCGAUUCUUUAAACGGUGCCGAGCUUGACGGUAGUAUCGCUUCUCAAAACGUUAAUGGGACUAAAUCUCUGAACGAGAACGGUCAAGAGAUUAUCGACUAUCAACAGCGUAUAAGUACAAGGAGUAACGACCUUGGUAGAGUAAUCAAGGACCCUGAAGAACAAGUGGAAGAAGUCGAAGAACUCAAUGAUGAUCAUAGGGCUAACUCUGACGAUUUAUCAAGAGAGGAAUCAGCUUCACCUAGCGUUUCUCCGUCACCUUCUAGAACGUCCUCUUUGUCGAAGGCUUCUUCGACACCCAGAAUUAGGAGUCCAGAGCCUUUCGCUGAUCGAAACAGCAGUGGAACUACCUCUCCUGUCGUUCGAGAAUGCACCUAUGAGGAGAGAAAACAGGAGCAGGAAAGAAUAGAACAAGAGAACGCAGCUGCCGAGUUUUAUGCGAACUACAAUCGAUCGAGCGGCAACAAGUACGUCUAUGACGAUGACAGAUUCUACAAGUUUCACUUAAACGAGCUAAGACACGAUAACGAGGAUUCGAAUAAAGAACUUAAGGAACCUGGAACCCUCGGGGAAAAAGAAACGGAUGAGUGCUUCGCUGGUUACAAGAUUCUCGAAAGGGAAGCCAUACGCAGUGCCAAGGGAACCGUACGUGGUGUUAAGAACAGAGUACGCGCUGGUAUAGCUACAUUCCUUCAAAAACCAUCUUCCAAGGCUUACAAGGCAAAGGAAGAGGGUAAAGUUGUGGUUUACACCACCUCAUCCGGUAUCGUUAGACUAACGUUCUACAAUUGCAUGAAGGUAAAGCAGAUUUUGAACACGCACAUGGUGAAAUACGAAGAAAAAGAUCUCUUUCGUAGUGCUGAACUUCAAACAGAGUUGAGAGAUCGAAUAGGUUGCACAGCGAUUCAGGUGCCACAACUUUUCGUCGGUGGACAAUACAUUGGAGAUGCUGACACCGUCGAACGGCUCAACGAAUCCGGAGAAUUACGCCGGAUGCUUAAACCUUACCAGAGCGACGGUGCGUGUCCUUCGUGCCUGUUUUGCGGAAAUUAUCGACUGUUGGUCUGUCCCGUUUGCAACGGCAGUAAGAGAUCCGUUCUACGCAACGACUUCACCGUUGAAUUCGUUGCCUUGAAGUGUAUGAACUGUGACGAGACGGGUCUGGUUCCCUGCCAACAUUGUUGAGAAAGAAGGAGGAGGAAGUAAAAGGGAUUUUUCCCUUUGGCACGUCGUCGACGUUCGACGCUUUAUCAAGCAACGUACUAACAAGCAACUCUCUGAUUAUCUUCCCUUUCUCUUUAUUUAAGACUCGUGGUGCUACAACCAAGUAUAAUACGUUUCGACGAAUAAUUCAAAGAUAGUGAUUGGAGGAAAAAGAAUAAAGGAAUGAGAAAGAAAGAGAGAGAGAGAGAGAGAGGAAAAGGGAGGGAGAGAUAGAGAGAGAGAAAGAGAUAACGCCGACUAACCGUGUUUCGUGCAGACGCUCGCGAUUUGUAACAUAUCGGUCAAUAAAUAUUGUCUAAAUUUUUGUAAUCUGCCACACCCGAUAUCGAUUCCUUUCUCUUAAUCGUAUAUAGAACAGCUGGAUAUCUCGAUGUCACGUGAAAGGGGGUAUGUAUCAAUUUGGCUUGUCCAAUUAUAAAUAUUUUAUUUAUAUUCUCGAAUAAAUAAAAAGUCAUUAAUUUUAUUUUAA
This is a messenger RNA of Vespa velutina, 3748 nucleotides long. RefSeq names its product glutaredoxin domain-containing cysteine-rich protein CG31559-like. The transcript has 4 exons. Gene Ontology annotation, biological process: sensory perception of sound. NCBI's taxonomy places the organism in Eukaryota, Metazoa, Arthropoda, Insecta, Hymenoptera, Vespidae. The record is from RefSeq and is a predicted model, not a curated record. Bases 1024 to 3240 code for a protein of 738 amino acids.